CCGCUCGAUGGGGAUUAACAGUGGAGCACCUCUUUGUGUCGCCUUUCCACCUCUGUGUAGCAAGAAAAACAACUUCAGCACUUCUUCAAUAAUAAUUAUGAAACUGGUAUUAACUGAAUGGCAAUUAUGGAUUUUUAACUCUAACUCACAGUAAACCAGCAAGCCAUAUGUUGAAAUUCCUACCAAAUAGUUUUUUUCUUCUUAAUGUCUCAUACCUGUACGAGAAUUUGCAAGAUACCUGUUUGUAUACAAGGAAUAUAAGCAUUACUUGCCUGAGGAACAGAAGUUGAAAGAGAAGACACCCUGAGUUGUCCUUGGAGAUAUGGUAAUAUUAUUUAUAUAGAUAUAAUAAAUAUAUAUAUUUUUAUGGUGAUGAAAAUGGCUCCUCAGAAUGCUGACUCGGAAUCUAUGCAAGUUCAAGAUCUACCUGUGGCACAGCUUCAGAAGCCAGAAAACAAGGAGAAUGAAAGCAGAGAGGAGACCAUUAGUGAAGGAUCCAUAGACCGGAUACCGAUCCGCCUCUGGGUGAUGCAUGGUGCGGUAAUGUUUGGCAGGGAAUUUUGUUACGCCAUGGAGACAGCUUUGGUAACACCCGUAUUGUUACAAAUCGGUCUUCCUGAGCAAUACUACAGCCUCACGUGGUUCCUCAGCCCUAUCCUGGGCUUGAUCUUCACUCCGCUCAUAGGUUCAGCUAGUGACCGCUGCACGCUGAGCUGGGGCCGCCGGCGGCCCUUCAUUCUCGCUCUCUGCAUCGGCGUCCUCUUUGGAGUUGCACUUUUCCUUAACGGCUCCGUUAUAGGUCUGGCUAUCGGCGAUGUCCCAGACAAGCAGCCCAUUGGCAUCGUGCUCACGGUGCUUGGUGUCGUGGUGUUGGAUUUUUGUGCUGAUGCAACCGAGGGGCCGAUUCGGGCCUACCUGUUGGAUGUGGUGGACAGUGAAGAGCAAGAUAUGGCCCUUAACAUCCAUGCCUUUUCGGCUGGUCUUGGGGGAGCAAUUGGUUACAUGCUAGGAGGGCUGGACUGGACACAGACCUUCUUGGGUAGUAUUUUUAAAUCUCAAGAGCAAGUCCUAUUCUUCUUCGCAGCCAUCAUUUUCUCUGUCUCUGUUGCCCUCCACCUUUUUAGCAUUGAAGAAGAGCAAUACAACCCUCAGCAGGACAGGAUAGAUGAUGAAGGAGACACACUUUCUAGCGUGAAAUUCAGCGGGAGUCUCCCCCCUCUGAAUCGACUCAAUGUCAUUAGUGAGGAAGAUCCAUAUGGAGCCUCUAUGUUCCAUGACGAGGUUCAGUCAGAGCACGAUCUCAGCAUGGAGUUCCUCGAGGUGAACAUUGUUAGGAGUAAGAGCGACUCUGUCCUGCACAUGCCCGAUGCUACGUUGGAAAUUGAAUCAGAGCUGCUUUUUCUGCACGACAUCGAACCCUCAAUUUUUCAGGAUGCUUCCUAUCCCAACACUCCCCACAACACCAGCCAAGAGAUCAUGAAAUCCAAACUCAACCGCCUGUCUGCUUUCCUCAGGGACAACGAGAAAGAGGAGGAGAUGUUGCUUGAUAAUCACUUGAAUGAAGAUAAAGGCCCAAACGCAAACGGCUCCCUACCAAAAGAGUUCCUCAACGGACACGCGAGAAUCGGCAUGAAGCAAUCGAGCACCUCAAACUCCAUGCGGAGGCGAAGGCACAUGUUCUACCGGCAGCCAUCCUACACCUUCUCCUACUACGGCAAAAUAGGCUCUCACCGUUAUCGAUUCCGUCGCGCCAACGCCAUCGUCCUGAUCAAGUCCUCGCGCAGCAUGAACGACAUCUACGACAUGCAGAAGCGGCAGCGCCAGAAGUGCCGGCACAGGAAUCAGAGCGGCACGACCAACUCGAGCGGAGACACGGAGAGCGAGGAGGGCGAAACGGAAACCACCGUGCGGCUCCUGUGGCUCUCAAUGCUCAAGAUGCCAAAGGAGCUGCUGAGACUCUGCGUCUGUCACCUCUUAACUUGGUUUUCAAUCAUCGCUGAAGCCGUGUUCUAUACAGAUUUCAUGGGGCAGGUCAUCUUUAAAGGUGAUCCAAAGGCCCCUUCUAAUUCGACUGAGUUACACGCCUAUAAUGCUGGAGUUCAGAUGGGAUGCUGGGGACUGGUAAUCUACGCUGCUACUGCUGCUGUUUGUUCAGCACUGUUGCAGAAGUACUUGGACAACUACGACCUUAGUAUAAAAGUCAUCUACAUCCUGGGCACGCUGGGUUUUUCUCUCGGCACUGCAGUGAUGGCCAUGUUCCCCAACGUGUACGUCACCAUGAUAAUGAUCAGCACCAUGGGGAUCGUCUCCAUGAGUAUCUCCUACUGCCCCUACGCGCUUUUGGGACAAUACCACGAUAUAAAGCAGUAUAUUCACCACAGCCCCGGGAACUCCAAGCGAGGGUUCGGCAUAGACUGCGCCAUCCUGUCGUGCCAGGUUUACAUCUCGCAGAUCCUCGUGGCCUCGGCGCUGGGCGGCGUCGUGGACGCCGUGGGCACCGUCAGGGUCAUUCCCAUGGUGGCGUCCGUGGGCUCCUUCCUGGGGUUCUUGACAGCCGCCUUCCUGGUGAUCUAUCCCGAAGUCAAUGAAGAGCCCAAGGAAGAGCAGAAGGGACUGGGCCCUCCGGAGAGCGCCGGGAGCAACGGCACCGACGCCGAGAAGCCGACGGUUCUGAAGCUGUCACGCAAAGGGGCCGCGGCGCCGGCGCCGGAGAGCGAAUCCGCCGUGUGAGGCCGCCGUUCACACACAUUCCAGGGAGCACAGGUGCAGGAUCAGGAACCCUUUUCUUUCCAAGAGAAUAAAUUCGGAUCGUCAGUCCUCAUAGCUAAAAUUGCGGAAAAUUGCAGGCAGUUUCAUGCAAAAAUGUAAAUGGAAUUCUGUAGUUCCCUAAUAUAGGUUUGAACAGGUAGCUAUGAUGCUAAUUGCUUUCUCUACAACUUAGAAAUGCCAUUUCUGAACACUUUUUUUAUUAAGAAUACAUUUAGAGUUCAAAUAAGUUUUAUUAAUCUGCAUGAGACUCACAAUGUAUACAAUUAGCAGUUAGAAAAAUUAAGUUUUCGGCUGUUUUUAAACUAACUGAAAAUGGAAAGCUAUCUCGACCUAUAGUCUCUUGCUAUUUUUGACUGACCAUUUCAGAUUUCACUAGCAUGGCACCUGAAUCAAAUGCUUAGACAUCUCAAUCAGUCUUCUUUCCUGAGCACGAUGGUAUUGGUCUGACGGCUGCAAUUCUUUAACGUUGAGUUUAGACUUUGUGGGUUUUUCUUUUGUUGGUGCAAUUGCUACAGUAAAGUUUCAUUUGCAAUCGUUCUUUUUCCAAGGCAAAAAAAGGCAAUUCAUGCAGUUUCUGAGAAACUGCUGUGAAUUUUCACGCGUGCUGUUCAGCAGCAGCACCCAAGUCUGCUGCGCGUUGGGAGCGGGGUGCACUGGGGUGACGCGCACCGGGGUGACCCGUAGGUGGAAGCAGCAGCCACUGCAGAGGCCGUCGGCACCCGCGGAUCUUUCCAACAACUGGAUGUGGCUGAAUUUCGUGGAUGUCAUUGGAACACGCUGUGACACUUCUCAGCUGGGAGUUUUGAUGAACUUUGGGGGGUUUUUCCAGCAUUCAAAGCCCAUGGAGUCUGGAUGAAGCUGUGGCGGAGAGGGGCGUCUCUGGGGCUGGUUUCGGGGUGGAGUGUGAGGAGUCUGCGGUGGGGAAAGGAAGGCGAUGCUUAAUUGCCCUUUUUACCAUCUUUUUGCUAUGGGAACGGCAGGGUCCGGUCACAUCAAAAGCUGUGUGGGGAACUGGUUUUAGGCCUCGCAGUCAGAUCCACGUCACCUUUCCAGCCCCCCGUCGGAGGCUGGAGCUCUGCGGAGCUGCUCUCCCCAUCCCACCAGCACCGCCUCCAAAUGCCUCCGUUCAGGAUACAGCUCCCUUUUUCCAGGCCCCUUUUCCAUGAAGAGCCUAAUGAGUGACGUUGCUCCAAUGAAAAACAUUCCUGGGGGCGCCAGCAGCAAAGCUCAGGUGGGCAAAGCUCAGAGAUCCAGCGGCCAGUUAAGGCACCUGUCAAACCCCAGCAGCUCCCAGCUCUUGUCUGAGAAACGAUCCGUGGUGCUGCCCGCUGCACAUGGACCUACGAGCCACAGCCAACCCUGGCGUUAACCCGACUGAUCCCAGCUCCUUGCAAGGCUUCUGCUGCCUCAACCUCCUCGUACUUGCAGUACUUUCAGAUGCAUGUGUAAAUCAUGCUGCAAUAUAGUCAUUCAGAAGAAAAAUAUAUAUAUAUUUCAAAAUGAAAAGCCGUUUUUAAUAAAUUACUUGAAUUGUCAAUGUAUUUAAGGAAAUAUGUAUGUUUUUGGUAUGUUUGAAGUCAACGCGCAGUCUUGGCCAACGUCACUGAUGAAUUCCCGGUCUCCACGCUGAAGGUUUUCCGUAGGGAUCUGAUUCCUGAGCUGUCCAGGGUGGCGAUGUUGUUUUCAGGCUGGUGAGAUUCAGAGCACUAAAGCAACCGUAAUCGCACGGGACUUUCUUAGUUUUUCCCAAGAAGGUCGUUUUUCUUUACAUUGAAUUUAUUUUUUCAUGUAGAACACAUACUGUGAAUUGUGUUCACACAGGGGAAUCAUACUACUGAGGAGUUAAGACCUUAUUGAAGAAAUCAGUUCUGAGAAAUACUUUAACUGAACUUCUGCAGUGAAUUUUAUCAUCUCAGUUACAUUUAAUAUAUUCCGAUGACAGGAGUGAGUGUUGUAUUUCACCCUGAUAACUGGCAUUCUUGUAAAAUAUAAAGUGAGUUAGACAUUUUAAAAGUGGCUUUAAUAUUUUAUUUUUGAAGGCUUUUUGCCGCUCUGACACUUGCGCCUCGGCCAGCUUCGGAGAUUUGUCCUGCGAAAGCUGCUUUUCCCUUGGAUUUGAGAGGAUUUUUCCUUUUGGCCCCGUCACUUCUCAGGGUAGCAUCCCCCACCUUACCUUUUGAUGCGAAAAGAAAGAUUUCCUUUGGUUUCCAUCACACCCAAGAAGUAAAGCGUGAGAUUUUUAUGUCUUCUUGCAGGAGCGGAGGAAAGGGAGAGCUGAGGAAUUUGCUCCUGGGCACAGCAGGUAUCUCCCCAGGUUUGCUGCUUUCAGGCCACACGCUGCAUCUUCGGAGCUCGGAUUUGUGAGUGUUUGAUGAAAACUUGGCAGCUGCAUCUUGCGUUGCAGCAGAGAAGCUCAAGGCUGCUCAUGUUGGAGCUGGAUUUUGGCACCAUCGGGUUGUCGCUGACUUUGCGCGCACGGUGCUUUCGGAGUCUGGAAGCAAUAAUUCCAUAGGGAAAAUUCC
Nothoprocta perdicaria is the source of this 5291-nucleotide messenger RNA. RefSeq names its product solute carrier family 45 member 4 (gene SLC45A4). Gene Ontology annotation, molecular function: sucrose:proton symporter activity. NCBI's taxonomy places the organism in Eukaryota, Metazoa, Chordata, Aves, Tinamiformes, Tinamidae. The transcript has 7 exons. Gene Ontology annotation, cellular component: membrane. The coding region runs from base 367 to 2730 and encodes 787 amino acids. Gene Ontology annotation, biological process: transmembrane transport. The record is from RefSeq and is a predicted model, not a curated record.